Messenger RNA from Cinara cedri, 530 nucleotides. The record is from the annotation of a GenBank genome assembly. Lineage: Eukaryota; Metazoa; Arthropoda; Insecta; Hemiptera; Aphididae.
AAAAUUGAUUGAUUUUUAGCUAUUUUUUAAUUAAUUUAUUAAAUUGUAGUUAGAAAAUGUAAUUGUUUAUUUUCAUUAUUAAUCACUGAUAUUUGUUAUUAAAUGUGAUUCUGAUGGCUCGUCAAUAAACAUGCACAUGCUCAAUGAAAAGUACCCAAAUGAUCCAGCUAUGGUUAACAAUUCUCAAAUAACUAAUGAAUAUUUGUCAUAUUUGAUUUCCAUUGGACCAUGCCAACCUUUGCCUUCAAAUAUGCCUGGUAAAAUGUUCCCUAAAAGGAAGCAAAACAAUAUUGUUCGAUCGUUUAAUGACUCUUACUAUUACAAAAUAUUACCUGAUAAAUCAACUGUUAGAAGAACUUGGGUCUCCUAUUCACCUUCAAUAGAUAGAGUUUUUUGUAUUACCUGUAAACUAUUUGGAACAACUAAAGGUAAAAGAAAUACAUUGUCUAGAAAAGGGACAAAUGAUUGGCAAUAUAUUUCUACUAGACUUAAUGAACACGAAUCAUCUAUAGAUCAUUAAAAUUCUAUAA